GCCGUGGCUGCUCAGCAAUUGCUCCGGUGCGAUGCCGUUGACUCAAUUCCAAAAAUGACUACUCUCUUCUGUUCUCCCUCAAUGCAUAAAAGAGCGGCCACAUCCAUGGCUGGCAUUUCGUUGCACCCAACAAGACGAGACAAAGAAAAAUGAGCGACAAGAGAGAAGAAACUCCGCAACUGGAUCCUCCGGGUCCCCCGCCCGAGCAACUAAGAGACCAUGACGGCGACAGCGACCUCAUUCUGCGUCGCUGGCGCACCACGGACAUCGAAGGACUAUACGCCGCUGCGAGCCGCUCUCUCGCGGAGCUGGCGCAAUGGAUGCCCUGGGCCGCCAAGGGCUACACCAGGGCCGGCGCCGAGGGUUUCUUGGCUCACACCGCCGGCCACGCAUGGGACGCGGGCCAGGUCUACGACUUCGCCAUCAUCGCCGAGGGCCGCAUCAUCGGCUCGUGCGGUCUCUCGAGGGGCAUCGGCCCCGGCGGGCUCGAGAUUGGCUACUGGAUUGCCUCGGACGCGACGGGCCGCGGGUGGGCGACGAGGGCGGCCGCGAUGCUGGCCCGCGCGGCCGUUGCCAUGGGCGCCGACCGCGUGCAGAUUCGCCACGACGAGGCCAACGAGCGCAGCGCUGCUGUGCCGCGGAGGCUCGGCUUCCGGUGCCUGGGCGAGGUGCCUCCUGUCGAUGGACUGCCGAUACCAGGGACGCGAUCUCCCAAAGACUGGGUGUGGCAGCUCGACAGGGCGGAUGCUAGGGUGCUGGACCAGAGGGCUGAGAAGGCUGUGAAGUAGAGCCCUUGAUGAG
This is a messenger RNA of Purpureocillium takamizusanense, 801 nucleotides long. RefSeq lists its product as uncharacterized. The transcript has a single exon. Bases 150 to 788 code for a protein of 212 amino acids. Gene Ontology annotation, cellular component: cytoplasm. Lineage: Eukaryota; Fungi; Ascomycota; Sordariomycetes; Hypocreales; Ophiocordycipitaceae. The record is from RefSeq and is a predicted model, not a curated record. Gene Ontology annotation, molecular function: protein N-terminal-serine acetyltransferase activity; protein-N-terminal-alanine acetyltransferase activity.